This is a messenger RNA of Kuraishia capsulata CBS 1993, 1224 nucleotides long. RefSeq lists its product as uncharacterized. Gene Ontology annotation, biological process: ceramide biosynthetic process. The record is from RefSeq and is a predicted model, not a curated record. Gene Ontology annotation, cellular component: membrane. Bases 1 to 1224 code for a protein of 407 amino acids. Gene Ontology annotation, molecular function: sphingosine N-acyltransferase activity. NCBI's taxonomy places the organism in Eukaryota, Fungi, Ascomycota, Pichiomycetes, Pichiales, Pichiaceae. The transcript has a single exon.
AUGCCACCCAAGACCACAAAGAAACAGACAUCUAGUGCUGCCAAAGGUGCCGCAAACAGGCGUAGAAAGUCCUCUGUUGGAGCCAUCAACCUGGGGGAUACCUCGGUUCCGGGACUGGGAUCCAGGGGAUCCGAGCAACGCAACAAGAAGUUGGAUGAAGCUCUUUCGAAGAAAGACAAUUCCGACCUCGGAAUCAGUAAGAAAAUAUUCGUUGGAGUGAAGGAGCUAUGUCUGAGACAUGUUUGGUUACCAUUCUUGUUGAUCUUGGUCUCAGUUUGGUCAGCCUAUCUACUUUCUGACAACCAUACCGAGUCAAACCCAUUGCGCAUGUUCAUCGACGUAUCCUACGAGAUCCCAGGAACUGAGCCCAAGAUGUACGGAAAGGGCAAAAAGGAUUUUGCCUUUGUGGCUUUCUAUAUGCUAUUUUUCACGUUUACCAGAGAAUUCACAAUGCAAGUGAUCCUUAGGCCUCUUGCAUACCGCUUUGGAAUCCAAAAAGAGGCCAAAGUCAAGAGAUUCUUGGAGCAGAUGUAUGCGGUGAGUUAUUACAGUUUCACUGGGCCUUUGGGAUUGUACAUCAUGAAACAGACGCCAUUGUGGUUUUUUGAGACUACUGCCUUCUAUGAGAACUUCCCUCAUAAGACUCACGAUCAUCUGUUCAAGGUGUACUACUUGGCCCAGGCUGCUUUCUGGGCCCAGCAAUCUGUAAUUUUGAUUUUCAGAUUGGAAGCUCCAAGAAAAGAUUUCAAGGAACUGGUUUUCCACCAUAUCAUCACUAUAGCCCUUAUCUUCCUGAGUUACAGGUUCCACUUCACCUGGAUGGGACUGGCUGUCUAUAUCACCAUGGACAUAUCCGAUUGGUUUCUGGGACUGUCGAAGUCCUUCAACUACGUAAACGCAAGAAUUACUGGACCUUUCUUUGCUGUCUUCACUGUGGUUUGGUUCUAUCUGCGUCACUACCUCAACAUCAAGAUCCUGUGGUCUGUCUUGACCGAGUUCAGAACAGUUGGUCCCUUCGAGCUCAGUUGGGAAGAUCAACAGUACAAAUGUUGGAUUUCGCAGCCCAUCGUGUUCGUCCUCAUCUUUGCCCUUCAGCUUGUGAAUUUGUUAUGGUUCUUCCUCAUUUUGAGAAUUUUGUACCGUUACGUCGUCCUGCAUGUGGAGGAAGAUGUGCGCAGUGAAUCCGAGUCUGACAACGAAGAAGACGCCAAGAAGCAGAACUAA